Messenger RNA from Cylicostephanus goldi, 231 nucleotides. Lineage: Eukaryota; Metazoa; Nematoda; Chromadorea; Rhabditida; Strongylidae. The record is from the annotation of a GenBank genome assembly.
AUGAAAAUAGAGGGAGGCAGAGCAAGCGACGAGACGGUGUCCGAAGUGCUCCCAGAGGAGCUGCGGCUCGAUGCCACACCGCCGCUGCCAAUCCCGACGGCAACUUCUGCCCGAAGCAAAACACUGCGUGACCCCCUUGAUGUAUGUCCAGCCUUCCAGCUGACGUUGAUGUUCGACGUCAAGUAUGACAAUCGAAGCACAUGCAUGCAAUAUAGCAAGCCUGAGAAAUAG